Messenger RNA from Aspergillus sclerotioniger CBS 115572, 808 nucleotides. RefSeq lists its product as uncharacterized. The record is from RefSeq and is a predicted model, not a curated record. The coding region runs from base 145 to 699 and encodes 184 amino acids. The transcript has 2 exons. NCBI's taxonomy places the organism in Eukaryota, Fungi, Ascomycota, Eurotiomycetes, Eurotiales, Aspergillaceae.
CAAAAACCUGCGGAUUGUUCUACGACGUCAUUGUGACCACAGUGCCGAGAAUCAAAAUAUAUAAACCGCCUUGACGGGUUGGAGCAGCUGCAUGGUAGAUCACUUAUGGUUUUAUUCACCAAUUGUAAAUCAUAACUUAUCGUUAUGUCUUCACAACCACCCACCAUGAUCUCCACACCACAGACCUCGGAGGAAGAGGCCAAUCUUGCCGUUGCAAAAGAAUACAUGUCAAUCGCCUAUUCUCCAACCGAGAACAAAGGAGCCGAGUCCGUCCGCCACCUUUGCACCCCGGACAGCUGGUUCUGGGGUCCCUCCACCUUCCCCGGCUGUUCUACACCGAUGGACUAUGCUGAAUCGCACGCCCACGUCAUGGAAUCUGUCAACAACUUGCACAUCGUCCGAUACGACCAGGCAUGGGCGAAGAACGGACAUGUUCUGCUCCGCUAUACAGCUGAAGGAUCGCAUGCCGGCAAGCCGUACCAGGGAAUUGAGAGGUCGGAUCCUCCGAGAAAAGCGAGGUGGAGUGCUGCUGCUAUCUUUGAGGUUGAGGAUGGCAAGAUUAAAAGUUUUACCAAGGAUUGGGAUCAGAAGGUGAUGCAGAUUCAACUUGGAUGGGCGCCGGUACAAGACUCGGAAGAUCCGAGGUGGAAUAUAGACAUGUUGGCAGAUCCGGAGAGGGCGAGGCAUUUGAAGGGUUGAUACCGCGGGGGAGUAAUUAGUAUUUCGUGCUCUUGAUUUAUGGGUAUACUGCCUUGCCUUCGGCCAUUGUCAACCAGAUUGAAUAGUUACAAGCCGAAUAAUGAGUCUG